Lolium rigidum is the source of this 825-nucleotide messenger RNA. Its product is annotated as expansin-B7-like. Bases 1 to 825 code for a protein of 274 amino acids. Lineage: Eukaryota; Viridiplantae; Streptophyta; Magnoliopsida; Poales; Poaceae. The record is from RefSeq and is a predicted model, not a curated record. Gene Ontology annotation, biological process: sexual reproduction. The transcript is spliced from 4 exons. Gene Ontology annotation, cellular component: extracellular region.
AUGUCAUCCUUCUCUGUUGCCGUUGUGACUGCUCUCCUUUUCUGCCUGGCCGCCCAUGGCUGCUGCGCCCCUCCUUCUUCGCCGCCCAGCGCGACCACCGGCGGCUGGCUGGACGCAAGGGCCACCUGGUACGGCGCGCCCACCGGCGCCGGGCCGGAGGACAACGGCGGCGCCUGCGGGUUCAAGAACGUCAACCUGCCACCCUUCUCCGCCAUGACAUCCUGCGGCAACCAGCCGAUAUUCAAGGACGGCAAGGGAUGCGGCUCAUGCUACCAGAUACGGUGCGUGACCCAGAACCACCCGGCCUGCUCCGGCGUGCCGGAGACGGUGAUCAUUACGGACAUGAACUACUACCCGGUCUCCCGCUACCACUUCGACCUCAGCGGCACCGCCUUCGGCGCCAUGGCGCUGCCGGGCCGGAACGACCAGCUCCGCCACGCUGGCAUCAUCGACAUGCAGUUCAAGAGGGUACCGUGCCAGUACCCGGGCCUCACGGUGACAUUCCACGUGGAAGACGGGUCGAACCCGUAUUACCUAGCGAUCCUGGUGGAGUACGAGGACGGCGACGGAGACGUGGUGCAGGUGGACAUCAUGGAGUCGCGGCCAGACACCUCUAGCGAAGACGGCAUGUCACCCACGGGGGAGUGGGUGUCAAUGAAGGAGUCGUGGGGGUCCAUAUGGAGGAUGGACACACGGCGGGCCAUGCAGGGGCCCUUCUCGUUGCGCAUCACCAACGAGUCCGGGAAGGCGCUCAUCGCCGACAAGGUCAUCCCCGCCGACUGGGAGCCCAACGGCAUCUAUAGCUCCACUAUCCAGUUCGACUGA